Molecule: messenger RNA, 1304 nt
Organism: Biomphalaria glabrata
Lineage: Eukaryota; Metazoa; Mollusca; Gastropoda; Planorbidae
Product: hyaluronan-mediated motility receptor-like
Exons: 4
Coding region: 504-1304 (266 amino acids)
Source: RefSeq, a predicted model, not a curated record
AGACUUUAGAAUUGGGAAAGAAAUUAGAAAAUACUGAGCAAGAGUUUCAAUCUGUUUCAUCACAACUUUUGGAAGAAAAGAGUUCAGUCAGCACUAUCAAAGAAGAAUGCUCAGCAAUGAAUUUUACCAUUUUAAAAAUGGAGAAUGAAAUAGCAGAUUUGAGAACUGAAAAAAUUAAUUUAGUCCAAGGCUUAUCAGAGUUAGAAAACGUUAGAGCUAGUCUUGAGAAAGACAAAAAUGCCCUCUCUUCAUGCAUAGAGGAGGAAAAAGAAAAGUCUAAAAAAGAAUGUUCAGUUUUUAUGUCAUUAAUAACAGAACUAAAACAGGAACUUGAACAUUUUCACUCGGAAGUGGUUCAAUUCAAAAUAACAAUUGAUGAGCUAGAGAAAAAAAAUGCUAGUUAAGAGAAUGAUAAGAAAGCUAUUUCUUCCCAAUGGGAAUUCGAAAGAGACAAAUCACAGAUUGCACUUGAAGAAUCAGAGGCAGAAAAAGAGAAAUUGAAAAUGACCAUAUCUGCAUUGCAAGAAGAAUCUCAGGCAGAGAAAGACCAGUUGAAAGCUGCCAUAUCAGAAUUACAGAACGACACCAUAGAAUUCAAAGAGAAAUUAGAUUACACUAAGCAAGAGUGUCAAACUGUUUUGUCUCAACUGCAUAAAGAAAGGGAGUCUCUAAACUCAUACAAAUUAGAAAACUCACAGAUGAAAUCAACUAUUUUGAAUAAAGAGAAAGAAAUAGCAGAUUUGAAAGCUGAAAUUAGAAAUCUAGCUAAUACUUUAGUGGAAUCAGAAUACAUUAGAAAUGACCUUGAGAAAGGCUUAGCUGAUGAAAGGGAACAAUUCAAGAAAGAAUGCUCCGUUUUGAACUCAUCAGUAGCAGAACUGACGCAGAAGCUUGAGCACUGUAAGAAUGAGAGAAGUAACUUGAAUCAAACAAUACAGGAGCUCAAGACUAUGAUUGUCCAUUUGGAAAAAGACAAGGAGGCUUUGUCAUCACAGCUGGAAGAAAACUGGAAACUAAUUAAAAAAAUAGAGCCUUUCAGAGAUGUCUUGGAUAAUUUUCAAAUGGAAAAAAAAUUCUUGUUGGAAAGAGACAAAUAUACAAGUGAGCAAAUGGAAAGAUUGACCAAAGAAGCCAUUAAAAACAUGGGUCAUCAAAACCAUCGCCAGAAAGUCAAAUAUGUGGAGACUUUGAAAAAGAUUGCUCCGGUGAUUGCUACUACACAAUGUGACUCUUCCAAAAUGACACAGACACCUGGUGAGCCAAGAAUUCCUUUAAAAGGUAAACAAAUCAAGCUUUUUGCAUGA